GGCCCGAAAUGGCGGCGGCCCUGACCCGUGAGGGUGGGGAGGAUGCGUUCCGCCGGCUCUUUCGCUUCUAUCGGCAGCGCGACGCGUCCGACCUGCGGGGCGUGGUGGACUUCUCUGCGCCGGGGGGCCAGGUGUUCAGAUCACAGCUCAGUAUUUCUUCAGUCAGUGAUCAAGAUGCCUACAAAGCAGGAUUACAGCCAGUUAGCCAGUGGAAAGCCUAUGGCCUCAGUGGGUAUCCAGGGUUUAUUUUCAUACCAAACCCUUUCCUUCCUGGCUGCCAGCGUCACUGGGUGAAGCAGUGUCUCAAGCUAUACCCUGAGAAACCCAAUGUCUGCAACCUGGACCUGCACAUGGCUCCUGAGAAGACCACUGACCUGUGGGGACAGAGCAAGGAGCAGCUGAGAAGGAAGGGUUCCAGUAAAUGGGAGCCCAGGAGCCUAUUGGAGAAGCUGCGCUGGGUGACCCUUGGUUACCAUUAUAACUGGGAUACUAAGAAGUACUCAGCAAAUCACCACACUCCUUUCCCCUCAGACCUUGCAUUCCUAUCAGAACAAGUGGCUGCAGCCUGUGGGUUUCGGGGUUUCCAAGCCCAAGCAGGGAUCUUGAACUACUAUCAUUUUGACUCUUCACUGGGAAUUCAUGUGGAUGAGUCUGAACUAGACCAUUCUCGGCCCCUGUUGUCAUUCAGUUUUGGGCAAUCCUCGAUAUUUUUGCUUGGGGGCCUGAAGCGGGAGGAGGCGCCGACAGCGAUGUUCAUGCACAGCGGCGAUAUCAUGGUGAUGUCUGGCUUCAGCCGCCUGCUGUACCACGCUGUCCCCAGGGUCCUCCCCAACCCUGAGGGGACAGCUCUGCCUUCCUGCCUCGACCAAGCUCUUUCUUCAGACCUUCCUGUUGGCUCGGUCAUUGAGCACAGCUCUGAUGAAGACUGGCAGGUGUGUGCCAAGUACCUGCAGUCCUCCCGCAUCAACAUGACUGUUCGGCAGGUGUUGGCUGAGGGUCAGAAAUUUCCAGAGGAAUCUGGGACAAAUGGAAAGGGCCAAGCACCCUCUGAAGACAGUUAUCAUGAGAACAGCAAAGCCAAAAGACAUAAACCAAACAGAGUCAGCUGAGACCAGGCCAUCAUACUGACAUGGACCAGACAGGCAAUCUCCGUAUGGAAUUAGGGACUGGUGUAAUACUGGAAGUCACUUGUCUGUAUUGCAGUUAAUAAACUUGUGCAGAAUAAAUGUAGUCCUACUUGCUGUAAUAAAUACGUAGAAGGAGAAAAAGAAUUUAAAAGGAAAAGAAGGAUAAGUUCAGGACUGGGACUCAGGAGAUUAACUCUGUUGGCAUUUUGUUGCAAAUGUUUACUGUACUCUGUUUCCUUUAAAAUACCUGUAUGUCAGAGAACUUUAAGCUUGGUUAAGCUUAAAUGGUUUAAGCUUUUGGUGAAGCUUGGUUUAAGCUUUAGGAGUGAUGCUUAUAAAGUAUUUUGAAAUCAUUGGGCAGAGAGUGUUAGCAGAAGAUACAUAAUUGCUAUGUGAUAGAGAUCCUGUUGGGCUUGUAAAGCUCAGCUGAAGCAAAGUAACAAGUUUGUAUGAGAAUAGGCUGCUAUGGGUGAAAGACGUACCUGCAGCGUUUAUAAGAUAAUUACAUCUACAGCACAAAUGGGUUCAGUGGUCAGAAACUGGCAGCUCCCUCAAGCAACACCUGCUGUAAGCUUUCUGUAGUCCUGUGCUCUCCUUUUGCCUGUUUGCAUCCCCUCAGCUGCAGCAGAAUCUGCUUUUAUGAAUUGUACUGAACAUCUUACCUCAGAUUUUAGAGAGAAACGGUUGGGAGCCAUAUCUACUUAGAAUAUCUAGUAGCUCCCAACUGGGUCUCCUCCCAGCAGUAAGUAUGUGACUAAGCCCAACAUUGCCAUUCUUUCAAAACUGCCCUCUCCUAAGUGCCUGUGUGUUACAGUUCUCCAGUCCCAAGCUAACAUCUGUAAGGAACAGGAUGACUUGCAAAUAAAAGCAAUGAAGCUGUAAAUUAAGUACCUAAAAAAUUAAUCAGUGACUAUCUCUGUCACCCAAAGAUAAAUAUAUUGAAACAAAGAAAAGCACUAGCUUUUGUGCUAGUUCUUUUUAAGAUUCAGAUCAUCCUAUCUACUUUUUAAUGCAAUUUUAAUUGUUGGAGUGGAAUGCACUAUCCCUGGGGUAUAUUGUUGCACUUUCACAAUGAAUAAACUUACUUGGUUUUAAAUUAAAGAUCUCUAUCGGUUU
Onychostruthus taczanowskii (white-rumped snowfinch) is the source of this 2243-nucleotide messenger RNA. It is a transcript of the gene ALKBH1, whose product is annotated as alkB homolog 1, histone H2A dioxygenase. The transcript is spliced from 6 exons. Gene Ontology annotation, cellular component: nucleus; cytoplasm. Gene Ontology annotation, molecular function: oxidative RNA demethylase activity; broad specificity oxidative DNA demethylase activity; ferrous iron binding. The coding region runs from base 9 to 1109 and encodes 366 amino acids. Gene Ontology annotation, biological process: oxidative RNA demethylation. NCBI's taxonomy places the organism in Eukaryota, Metazoa, Chordata, Aves, Passeriformes, Passeridae. The record is from RefSeq and is a predicted model, not a curated record.